Ricinus communis (castor bean) is the source of this 3383-nucleotide messenger RNA. RefSeq names its product disease resistance protein RPM1. Gene Ontology annotation, biological process: defense response to other organism. The record is from RefSeq and is a predicted model, not a curated record. Lineage: Eukaryota; Viridiplantae; Streptophyta; Magnoliopsida; Malpighiales; Euphorbiaceae. The transcript has 2 exons. Gene Ontology annotation, molecular function: ADP binding. The coding region runs from base 397 to 3162 and encodes 921 amino acids.
AAUAAAUAUACAACUAAAAUAAAAAAUUUAUAUCAAACAUUAAACACAUAUAAAAAAAAUUAAAUCUUAGAAAUUAAUAUCCGUGAUAUAUAAAAAAUAAAUGAGUCAAUUUGAUAUGUUGCUUGCUUGGAAGAAAAUGGGUGAAGGAUAAUGGAGAGGCACCAAAUAAAAAAUAAAUAAACGAAAAUUCUUCCCUUGAAAACUUCUAAAGGUGCGAAAAACAGAUGAGUUAAAUUGAUAUGGUGUUUCGAGGAAAAUGGGUAGCUAGUUGACAUAUUGACCUAGUGGGCAGCAUUAUAUAUGAAAGCCUUUCCUGCAAUCUGCAAUCUGAGAGAUCGAUACUGAGAAAAGCAGAAGAAGAGAAGGGGUAGUAGAAGAUUUGACAAAAGAAGAGAAAUGGCAGCAGCAGAUGGUGCAGUGAGUUUCCUUCUCCAAAAAUUCGAUACCCUCAUAGCUAGAGAAUGGAACCUUUUCAGUGGGAUAAAAACUGAAGUUGGUGGAUUGAAAAAUGAGUUUGAGAUGAUGAGAGCAAUCCUGAAAGAAGCUGAUGAUGCAAAAAGAGAAAGCAACGAACAAGUGAGAGUUUGGAUAAAACAAGUGAGGGAUUUAGCUUAUGACAUAGAGGAUAUUCUUGACAUGUAUGCUUUCCACACUUGUCAACAUUCUUCUUCUUCUUCUUCUUCUUCCUCUAGCAUUUACCCUAAAUUCCUUCGAUGGAAAAGAAGCCGUUCAAUUUCCAUUUUGGUUCAAGAUAAGAAGAAUAAACUCUCAGGAGUCAAAGAAAUGAGAGAAAGGUACCAACUUAUUGCAAGUUCACCUCAAGCCUCAAGUUCAUGUCAAGAAAAUUACAAACAUUUUCAGUAUCCUAGAGUGGCUUCUCUGUACACUGAUGAAGCUGACAUUGUAGGCAUUGAAGAACCAAGGGAUAAAUUGAUGGCAUGGGCAGUUAAUGGAGAAUCUAGUCUGAAGGUUGUCUUCUUGGUUGGAAUGGCUGGAUUGGGAAAGACACUUGUCGCCAAAAAGGUAUAUGAAGGAACAAAGAAAAGCUUUGAUUGUUGUGCCUGGAUUCCAAUUUCAGUGUCUCAAAAGAAAGAGGAGUUGCUGUGGACAAUACUGAAGCGGCUUUUUGAAUCUAAUGACGAGCCAAUACCUCGAGAGUAUUACACCAUCAGUAUAGUUCAAUUAAUGGACAAAAUGAGAAGUUUUCUUCAACACAGAAGGUACAUAGUUGUUUUUGAUGAUUUAUGGGACAAAGAUGUAUGGGAAUUCAUAAAAUAUGCUUUGCCAAACCGAAUCCAUAGUCGAGUGAUUAUCACUACGCGGAGAGGUGAUAUUGCUCACUUUUAUCAUCAUGAUUCUGUUGGUGUCUAUAACCUUCAGCCUUUGCCUCUGGAAAAGGCUCAAGAAUUGUUCUACAACAAGACUUUCCAAUCCAGUGGUGUAUGCCCUUCAGGUCUGAUUGAGUGGUCAGGGAAGUUCCUCAAGCAGUGUGAAGGAUUGCCUCUCGGAAUUGUUGCUAUAAGCAAUCUUUUGGCGAAUACUGAGAAAACAGCAGAUGCAUGGAGGAAACUACAUGACAGCCUUGGAUCAGAACUGGACAGCAAUGGUCAUCUUUCAAGCGUCACGAAUGUAAUAUCGCCAAGUUAUGAUGAUCUGCCAUAUUCUCUCAAGUAUUGUUUAUUGUACUUCAGUAUCUUUCCUGAAGAAUACUCAAUUAAGCGAAGAAAAUUGAUUCGUUUGUGGAUAUCUGAGGGGCUUGUCAAAGAAGUGAUGGGAAAAACACUUGAAGAGGUGGGGGAAGACUACCUUAAAGAGCUUAUUCAAAGAAGCCUUAUUGUCACUAAUGAAGUCGAUUUUGACGGACAGCCAAAAACUUGUCGUGUUCAUCAUCUCCUGCAUAAAAUCAUCUUCGCCAAGUCCCAAGAGGAAAAUUUCUGUGGCAUUUACAUACAACCUGGUGCAUAUUUGAAUGAGAAAGUUCGUCGACUAUCCAUCCAGCGAAGUUGCACAAAUAUGCUGCAUAUGAACUAUGCUCAUUGUCGCUCAUUCUUCAUGUCUGGGAUAGUAAUGCUGCCCCAAUACACUGCCGAAGCUAUCCUGUCAAGCUUUAGCAUAUUGAAAGUUCUUGAUUUGGAAGGUGCGCCUCUAGACAAGUUUCCUACUGUAAUUAGCAAUCUAACUUUAUUGAGGUAUCUGAGUUUCAGGAAUACGAGCAUCAAAAAGCUCCCAAGCUCCAUUGCAAGGCUUCAAAACUUGGAAGUUCUAGACCUUAAGCAAACCUGUGUUAUUGAAUUGCCAAGAAGGAUCAUUGAACUUGUUAAGCUGCGCCAUCUGCUUGUAUAUCGCUACAACCUGAAGAGUUAUGUUACUAUUGACUGUGCACAAGGAUUCAAGGUCUGUAAUGGGAUUAGGAGACUAGUAGCAUUACAAAAGUUGUCACUGAUAAAGGCAAAUGGAGAUAAUGGUAUAAUAAGUGAACUAGAGAAUCUGACACAGCUGCGGAAAUUGGGGGUCACCGGCUUAAAAGAACAAGAUGGUGGGUACUUAUGUCGCUCAAUUAUGAAUAUGAAAAAUCUCCAAUCACUAGAUUUAGCAUCAAUUCAUGAAAAUGAAUAUCUUGAUCUAAGUUUAAUUCAUGAUCCUCCUAUGCUCCUACAACGCCUAUACCUGAAAGGUCAGUUGCGGAACAUACCGGAUUGGAUAUGUUCUCUACACGACCUUGUCAGGAUACGUUUAAAAUGGUCAAAGUUGGAUUGCAGCCCCAUUGAUGCCCUCCAAGAUCUUCCAAAUCUGGUAGAACUGCAGUUGCUUGAUGCAUAUACUGGAAAAAAAUUGGUGUUUUAUGCUAGAAAAUUUCCAAGUCUGAAGAUACUAGAGCUAGAAAAAAUGGAGGCACUUGAGGAAGUAAGAAUUCGGAAAGGUAGCUUAGAUAACCUUGAAAAGUUAAUUAUAGGGCGAUGUGAAAAGAUAAAGAUUGUGCUUCAAGGGAUUGAUAGACUUCCUCACCUGAAGGAGUUGCAUUUAUAUGAGAUGCCAGAUAAAUUUCUGAAUGGGAUUGAAAAGAAUGGUGGGAAAUUUCGUCAGCUUGUCCAGCAUAUUCCUGUCAUUUAUUCUUUUACUCUUGACACAAAUGGGUACUGGAAGCCUAGAGAUCUUUCAUAACUCUAGUUCAAUUUGUUUGAUUAUCUGAAAUCAAGAUGCAGCUUGUAGCAUUGAUAUUCGUAUUUAGUAGUAUAUGCUACAAUCUUCAAAUUUUGCUGCUAUUAGAUAACUGAUAUUGUAAAUGGAUAAAUAACUGAUAAGUAUCGUGAGUGCUUUACACCAAUACAUACAAGUUCAGUUGCGACUGUGAUUGGAAUUAUGUUUAUGUCCUUGUUAACAAA